AGGGGGAGGGGCCGUCCUCUUCCAGGUGGAGGAGCCAGGACUCGCUUAACACACAGAGCUGCAGGAGGACAAUUCUCUUAGAGGGAGAAGGGCUUAAGCAUUUCCAGCUGGGGCGCACAGGAUGUCAUGGACGCUCGUACGAGCUGCCGCUGGACUACGAUUCCCAGAAGCUUCCGGGGCCUCGGGACGUCCGUUUCCCCCGACUACGUUUCCCAGCAAUCCGGGCGGCGCUGGUCUCUGGGGACGUGCAGCCAGCUUCCUUUCUGUGCUGGACUCUGAGCCUUGAGCUCCUUGACUCAGUGAAGCGUUUGAGUAAUAGCAGUGGCUGCAGCGGGUCCAUGUAGUGUAGACCUCCGCCCUCUUGUGUAGAGCCAGCCCGGGGCGGAGCAUGGACUCUGGUGGAGUCACGUGCCGCCCAAGCCUGUCACUAUAGCAACCGCUUGACAGUGGUCCGUCUGUCUCAAUCACCCAGAGAAGGGCGGAAACCCGGCCUGGAGGUUCCGGGAUAUGUAGUCUGGAAGCAGAGGUGCAGAGAGGGUCGCUGUGGUUAGAGGAGGGUCGGGGUUGGCAGUAUCCCUGCAGUGGACAGGAACUAACCACUUAAGGAGACCAGAGAUGUGGAUGACAGCAGGUCGCUGUGUCAGCUGAGAACUGUUAUGUACGAAGUCUGUGAAUUUGCCAGUUGUGUUUCCUGGCCCCUGAAUGGGGUGUCCUUAAAGAGCAGCCUAAGGGGAACUCCUCUGAAGCAUAGGCCCCUAUAGAGUUGUUUUAAAAAUUUGAACAAGCUCAAAUGGCUCUAGAAUCCAGAGAAUCUGGAGCCCUCGAUCCUCAGAAUCCAGCCUGGAAAGAGAGACUUCAAGUAGUGAAAGUAAAGGUGGAGGAAGAAGAGGAUUACCUGUGGGGAGAGAAAGGUAGCCAGAAGAGGAACAGCCCUUCCACCCAGGAGAUCUCCCGCCUGCUGUUCAGGCAGUUUGGCUACAGUGACGCCCCUGGACCCCGAGAGGCUCUGAGCAAACUCCAGGAACUUUGUCAUCAGUGGCUGCGACCAGAGAUACACACAAAGGAGCAGAUUCUGGAGCUGCUGGUCCUGGAACAGUUCCUGACCAUUUUGCCAGAGGACCUGCAGACCUGGGUGAGAGAUCAGCAUCUAGAGAGUGGAGAGGAGGUGGUAAUUGUACUGGAGGAUUUGGAGAGACAGCUUGGUGAACCAGGACAUCAGGUUGCAUCAAGCACACAGAGAGAGGCAGGGGCCUGGGAGAAGAUGGCACCCUUGAGAGCAGCACAGGAUGCACUGAAUGUCCAGCUUCAGCCUAUGGACGCCCAGAUCAAGUGCGGGUCUCCCAAGCCCCAGUUCCUGCAAGAAAGAGAUUUUGAGACUAGUACCAAGUGGACUCUUCCAAAGCAGGAACUUUCAGAAGAAGAGGAGUCACAGGAGAAGCUAUCUGGAAGAUUCCCAGUGGAUGCUUCCAAGGGAACCAAGGUUGGAGAAGCCUAUGAAUGUGAAGGCACUCUAGACAAGCAACAGGGAAACAAAGUGGAGAAAGUAGAGGGAUCCUUAUCCCAGGAUGGAAAUUUUGUGGUAGUGACCAUCCCUUCUAAAAAAAUUCCCUUAGGAGAGAAUGGCCAUAAAUAUGAUGAGUGUUUGUGUAGUUGUCAUUUGAACUCAAACCUGGUUACACAACAUAGAAUUCCAACAGGAGAGAAAACCCAUGUGUCUGCUACAAAUGACCAAAACUCCAGACAGAAUUCAUCUUCUAGUGUACGUCAAAUAGAUCAGACUGUCAAGAAGCCUUAUGAAUGUAAUGAAUGUGAGAAAACCUUCAAGCAGAACUCAGAACUUCGAAAACAUCAGGGAAUUCAUAUAGGGGUGAAACCUCACAAAUGUACUCAGUGUGGGAAAGCAUUCAGCCGACGUUCAUAUCUUAGGAAACAUCAAAAAAUUCACACUGGAGUGAAACCUUAUUCAUGUAGUGAAUGUGGGAAAGCUUUUAGGGUGAGCUCAGACCUUAUUCAGCAUCAAAGAAUUCACACUGGAGAUAAACCCUAUCAUUGUAGGGAAUGUGGGAAAGCCUUCAAUCAGAACUCUUCCCUUAUUCAACAUCAGAGAAUUCAUACUGGAGAAAAACCCUAUGAAUGUAAUGAAUGUGGGAGAGCCUUCAAUCAACGCUCAGCUCUUACUCAGCAUCAGAGAAUUCAUACUGGAGAGAAGCCCUAUGAAUGUAAAGAAUGUGGGAAACCCUUCAGGCAUUGGUCUGGCCUUAUGACACAUCGAAGAGUACACACCAAACUUUGACCCUAUGCGUAUUUUGUAUAUGAAAGCUCGUCAGACAACUUUGUAACUAUUAUUAAAUCUCAGCAAUGUAUCCUGGGAUCAAAAUCCUGUAAAGUAAUCGUGAGCUCCUCAGGGGCAGAGCCUGUGUUUGUCUUAUUUUUGUACUCUCCUAAGUAUCAUGUGCCUAUGAGACCUUCAUUAAGGUUUAUUUUCUGAUAGACUAAUCUAUAUAAAGAAAGGAAGGAGGUAAACAUUGUUUACUGCUUCCUUUACUUUUUAGGAAACUCAAGGAAUUUGAAAUAAAUGGGAAUGUAGUAUCCUAAGCUGGAGCUCAGUCACUCCAAGAAACUAUGAAUUAGAGCAAAUUUGCUUUGUCCCUUUAUCUACUCUUCAGGAAUCCCUAUAUUUGUUGUCAUUUGUCACUAAUAUGAAGGUGUCAUGAAUAUUGUCAGUGGAUUGUCUCUCUGUAUCUGAUUAUUCCUACCUCCUUCCUGACCUCCACUGGCAUCUCUCUGAGGAACAGAAAUAUGUGAAGAGAGAGAUUUCAAAUUUUUUUUUCCACUGGAAAAAAUGCAAUUAGUUUCCAUUUUUCUGAAGGAGUAUGACAGUGAUGAGGGAGUUGUUAAUAUUAGAUUGUCAGUUUUAUUGACAUAUACUCGGGCAAAAUAGCUCCUAAUAAUUUUU
Molecule: messenger RNA, 2956 nt
Organism: Vombatus ursinus (common wombat)
Lineage: Eukaryota; Metazoa; Chordata; Mammalia; Diprotodontia; Vombatidae
Product: zinc finger and SCAN domain-containing protein 31-like
Exons: 4
Coding region: 791-2293 (500 amino acids)
Biological process (GO): regulation of transcription by RNA polymerase II
Molecular function (GO): RNA polymerase II cis-regulatory region sequence-specific DNA binding; DNA-binding transcription factor activity, RNA polymerase II-specific
Source: RefSeq, a predicted model, not a curated record